Messenger RNA from Sclerotinia sclerotiorum 1980 UF-70, 624 nucleotides. RefSeq lists its product as hypothetical. The record is from RefSeq and is a predicted model, not a curated record. Lineage: Eukaryota; Fungi; Ascomycota; Leotiomycetes; Helotiales; Sclerotiniaceae. The coding region runs from base 1 to 624 and encodes 207 amino acids. The transcript has 2 exons.
AUGGCCAGAACACCUGUAAGCGAUGUGGUGCCGGAUUGUGAUCACAUUUCUACAAGCUCUGACGCAUGUACACUUCAUUUCCUCUGCUGCAGUAUGGUAAAAUGUGAAAAGUGCGAAGGAUACUUUGACAAAGAUAAGGAUCCUGAACUCAAAGCACAUAUAGCUAAUGUUCAUACUCCCAAACCAAUUUUCGGCUGCGUUCAAUGUACUCGAACAUUCGAAUCGUCAGAUGCUGUUGCACAACACUAUUCAGCUGAGCAUGCAUUCAUAUGUGAAGCUUGUCCUGGAACUUUCUUCAUCAACCCCGCUACUCGAGAGAAACAUUUUGCUAUUUGUGGCAAUUCCUCAGAGACGUCAGAUUCUGGUGAAAGUUUUCAAACAUCACGAACUGAAUUUUCACCAUUCAUGCAAAGAAACGCAAUACCACUCGUGUCCACCAAAGCAUCUCUACCUCCAACUCAACCACUUGUUCGAAUCCACAAAGAGUUUAAUAUCUCAAGAAUGAAUGCUAUAGAAAGACUCGCCCAAAAAAUCCUCGAUGAGGCAAUCGCAUAUCAGAAACCCACAUAUCAAUGUUCAAAGUGCGAUGUACCGCUUUUGGAAUUCGAAGACGACGAAUUGUGA